UUUAAUUUUGGAAGUUCAUUUCGUCCAUGGGGAAGUCCGCGUUGGUACAAAAGUCUUUGCGUGAGUCACCAUGAGAACUCACUCUGCAGUCGGCACCCAAUCCUGUGUCGUCCUCUCAAAUUAGCUCCUGAAUUCUCGAUCAAAUAGCUAUGGCAGAACCGAAUUCCUCUGUUCCCAAAUCAACAUCACCAGCAGCAGAAGUCCAUAUUAUUUACACUGACCAACCUCAAGGCGAUGAACCUGAAUCCCAUCAUCUUCGCACCCUCACUUCCGUACUCGGCAGCGAGGAGGCGGCAAAAGGGGCUUUGUUGUACACUUACAAGCAUGCAGCCAGUGGAUUUUCUGCCAAGCUGACUCCUGAUCAAGUUGAAGAAAUUUCAAAACAACCAGGCGUUCUCCAGGUUGUGAAGAGCAGGACUGCUGAACUACAUUCAGAGACCCCUCGAAACCAGUGCUAGUUAAAGGACCAGGACUGUAAUACUUUUAUUAUGUAACUGCAGAUCCCUUCAAUAAUUUUGUAUUUAAACCAUCCUUACUUUUAUUACGUAAUGACGACAGACUCCUUGGUUCAGAAAGCCAAAGGUAAAGGU
Cynara cardunculus var. scolymus (artichoke) is the source of this 590-nucleotide messenger RNA. RefSeq names its product subtilisin-like protease SBT3.17. The record is from RefSeq and is a predicted model, not a curated record. The transcript is spliced from 3 exons. Lineage: Eukaryota; Viridiplantae; Streptophyta; Magnoliopsida; Asterales; Asteraceae. Bases 150 to 458 code for a protein of 102 amino acids.